GCCUAAGGACUGUCUCCGUUCUAUUAUGAAGCGAGUGAACCAUAAAGAUCCCCACGUUGCUAUGCAAGCAUUAACACUUCUAGGAGCAUGUGUCUCAAACUGUGGUAAAAUCUUUCAUUUAGAAGUCUGUUCAAGAGAUUUUGCCAGUGAAGUAAGCAAUGUGUUGAAUAAGGGUCAUCCAAAAGUUUGUGAAAAGCUGAAAGCCCUUAUGGUGGAAUGGACUGAUGAAUUCAAGAAUGACCCACAGCUUAGUUUAAUAUCUGCUAUGAUAAAAAAUCUUAAGGAGCAAGGAGUUACUUUCCCAGCUAUAGGUUCACAGGCUGCUGAACAGGCAAAAGCAAGUCCAGCUCUAGUUGCCAAAGAUCCUGGUACAGUAGCCAACAAAAAGGAAGAGGAGGAUUUAGCUAAAGCUAUUGAACUCUCACUAAAAGAACAAAGGCAACAGCAAACAACACUUUCCAGUUUGUAUCCGAGCACCUCAAGCCUUUUAACAAAUCACAAACACGAAGGCCGAAAGGUUCGUGCAAUCUAUGAUUUUGAGGCUGCUGAAGACAACGAAUUAACUUUUAAAGCUGGAGAACUUAUAACUAUCCUUGAUGACAGCGAUCCAAAUUGGUGGAAAGGGGAAACCCAUCAGGGUAUAGGAUUAUUUCCAUCUAAUUUUGUAACAGCCGAUCUUUCUGCUGAGCCAGAAAUGAUGAAAACUGAGAAGAAAACAGUACAAUUCAGUGAUGAAGUUCAAGUAGAGACAAUAGAACCAGAGCCUGAACCCGUUUAUAUUGAUGAAGAUAAAAUGGAUCAACUCUUGCAGAUGUUGCAGAGUGCGGAUCCAUCUGAUGACCAGCCGGACCUCCCGGAAUUGCUUCAUCUUGAGGCAAUGUGCCACCAGAUGGGACCUCUCAUAGACGAAAAGUUGGAAGAUAUAGACAGGAAACAUUCAGAACUUUCAGAGCUCAAUGUUAAAGCCAUGGAGGCUCUUUCCUUGUAUAACAAACUGAUGAAUGAAGACCCCAUGUAUUCCAUGUAUGCAAAACUACAAAACCAACAGUAUUAUAUGCAGUCAUCUGGUGUUUCUGGCUCACAGGUUUAUCCGGGGCAAGCUCAGAGUAAUGCGUAUUUGGUGGCAGGGAGUGCACAGAUGGGCCAUAUUCAAGGCUACAAUCUUCCUCCUGAACAGCUCCCUUCCCUCAGCCAAGGCACAGUUACUCCAUCUGCCAGCUCAGUACUGCCUGGUCAGCCUGCACAGGCGUCUUACACAAAUGCAAUGGUUGGCUCUGUUGCUGGAAAUACUUACUCUAACCAGGCUUCAGUGUAUAGUCCACCACCUGCCGCUGUUGAUGUUGCUGCUUAUCAGAAUGCUGGAACUAGUAUGUCGCAGGUGCCAAACUAUAACUUAGCAUCUACGCCACUGCCACAGGCAGCAGGCAGUCAACAAGCACCUCCACAACAACCACAGCCUCCGCCACCUCAACAACCACAGCAUAGUUACUCACAGAAGGCUCUGCUAUAGGAUCCAGGACUUGUGAUUCCUAAUCUUCUUUAACCUCUGCUAAAGGCAGUUGGCAGUUCUAUGAGUUUCUUACUUUAAUAUCUUAAACUUGGUUUAUCCUCAGCUUAAUAAGAAUCUAUCUUGGUGAACAAGUUCAAUUUGCACUGACUUUUUAGGAUUUUUUUUUUUUAAUUUUGCAGAGGAACAGAUAUAUUUAGGACAUUUAAUUCCUUUUAAAAUGCCUAAAAAUUGGUACAAGAUUAUUUAUGUCUGGUAGAAUUGGCUAGUCUGUGAAAGCUCAACACUUGCAAACUGUUGUGGCAUAUAUGUUAUGUACAUAUAGUGUGUGAUUGCAGUAGUGGCCAUUUCGUAUAGCUAUGGUGAUCAUGUGAAUAUAUUUAACACAGUGUUUAAAAAUUAAUUUACUUUACUAUUUUAUUUUAAUCAUGAACUGACAACCAUGUUUCAUAGUUUUGUCUAGUUUUAUGACAGAUGCGAUGGCUUCUUCCAGUGCAGGAAAAGCGGUAAUUCUGCAUAUCAUGGUUACACUUACAAGCUACGGUCUAUAUAUGAAUUUACAAACUUAUCUGAGUCUAGGUUUCAUUACUUCUUGAACUGAACACAAGUGUGUCAUGACUAUUAGAUGGCUUAUCUACCAAAG
Molecule: messenger RNA, 2150 nt
Organism: Eurypyga helias (sunbittern)
Lineage: Eukaryota; Metazoa; Chordata; Aves; Eurypygiformes; Eurypygidae
Gene: STAM
Product: signal transducing adaptor molecule (SH3 domain and ITAM motif) 1
Exons: 12
Biological process (GO): protein transport to vacuole involved in ubiquitin-dependent protein catabolic process via the multivesicular body sorting pathway
Cellular component (GO): ESCRT-0 complex
Molecular function (GO): ubiquitin binding; phosphatidylinositol binding
Source: RefSeq, a predicted model, not a curated record